Lactuca virosa is the source of this 2754-nucleotide messenger RNA. The record is from the annotation of a GenBank genome assembly. NCBI's taxonomy places the organism in Eukaryota, Viridiplantae, Streptophyta, Magnoliopsida, Asterales, Asteraceae.
AAGCUUUCACUGGUAAAACCCUCUUUCAAAACCCAAAGAAAAGCUCCAACGCGCAUAAAAAAUGGAAUCAUCGGGUUCUUCUCCAUUGUCUCCGAUUCAUUUUGCAUUAGCAACUUUAUUUGGUGCUUCAGUAAUGGCAAUCUCAGCCUUUUAUAUACACAAGCGCAGUGUUGAUCAAGUCAUCGACCGACUCAUCAAGCUCCGUCGACGGCCCGAUCGUCUUUUAACCGACCACGAAGAUUUCUCUGGAUACGAAGAUGGAGAUAUUGAUACUGAUGAUAGAGUUUAUCUUGAUGACGACGACGAUGAUGAUGGUGAUGAUUAUGUGAGGAAUACUCAUGCUUAUGGUAUGUCGUGCUCGUUGCCGAAUGUAGGGCUGGCUAAUGAAUGGACGAGUGAGAAUGCGAGUAAACCGGUGUCGUUUGGUUCAUUGGAGAAACUUAUUUCGGAUAACUUGCCACCUCUUCGAAUGAAUCAGAGACAAGGAGAUCAUCACCAUGAUAAUCAAUCUAACCCUAAGAUGAGAGUUGGUUCUUAUGGUAGAAUUCAUACACCAAGAUCACCAGCUAGCUAUGCAUAUGAUGGUGCUGACAAUUCUGAUGAUGAUGGAACUGAGACUGCUGUUGGGGAGGACACUGAGUAUUUUGAUGAAGGCAUAAACUCUUCAGCAAAUGAUAUAUACUCAAACAUUCAAAGUAUGUCAUUGGUUCCUACACAACCUGAAAAUGCAAACAAUGAUCUAACUAAUUUACAUAGGAAAGUUGCUAAAGAAGUCAACUCAACUGUUGACCAUGGCAAUGAGAAGGUGGAACUUUUUUCAGAGAACAACAUUCCAGUCAAUGAUGGCAACAACAUUUUACCUGAAGCAACAAUGAUGAAAGAGUCAUUGAAUCAUGAAGAGGAAGAAGUUCGGAAAAUGAUACGCGAAUGUUUAGACUUACGCGAUAAAUAUGUUUUUAGGGAAAAGAAUAUUCCAUGGACACAUAUGGAAGACUCUUCUUUAUCUAUUAAACAUGACAAAAAUGACCCCUUUCGAUUUAUACCAGUUGAAUCAACUAAACACCAUUUCAAGAUGGAAGAUGGAGUUAUACAUGUCUAUGCAAGUGAAAAUGAUUCUGUUGAUCUCUUUCCUGUUGCAAGUGCAACAACUUUUUUCACUGACAUGCAUCACAUUCUCAAAAUAAUCUCUGUUGGAAAUGUUCGUUCUGCAUGUUAUCAUCGAUUAAGAUUUCUUGAAGAGAAAUUCCAUCUUCAUCUGUUAGUGAAUGCAGAUAGUGAGUUUUUAGCUCAAAAAGGUGCCCCUCAUCGUGACUUUUACAACAUUAGAAAAGUUGACACUCAUGUUCAUCAUUCUGCUUGCAUGAAUCAAAAACACCUUUUGAGAUUCAUUAAAUCCAAAUUAAGAAAAGAACCUGAUGAGGUUGUUAUAUUUCGUGAUGGACAAUAUCUGACACUGAAAGAAGUCUUUGAGAGUUUGGAUUUAACAGGGUAUGACCUUAAUGUUGACUUAUUGGAUGUCCAUGCGGAUAAAAGUACAUUUCAUCGAUUUGACAAAUUUAACCUCAAGUAUAAUCCCUGUGGACAGAGUAGACUCAGAGAAAUCUUUUUAAAGCAAGAUAAUUUGAUUCAAGGUCGUUUCUUGGGAGAGUUGACAAAGCAAGUUUUAUCAGAUCUUGAUGCAAGUAAAUACCAGGUGGCGGAGUAUAGGGUUUCCAUAUAUGGAAGGAAGCAAAGUGAAUGGGAUCAGUUAGCAAGUUGGUUCAUCAACAAUUCAAUUUACAGUGAGAAUGCUGUUUGGCUUAUUCAACUUCCACGACUCUACAACAUAUACAAAAGCAUGGGAACAGUGACAUCCUUCCAGAACAUUCUAGACAACGUCUUCAUUCCACUUUUCGAAGUCUCAGUUGACCCAAAAUCUCACCCUCAACUCCACAUUUUCCUUAUGCAGGUAGUUGGGCUUGACCUUGUGGAUGAUGAAAGCAAACCCGAAAGGAGGCCUACUAAACACAUGCCAACACCAUCUGAAUGGACAAAUGACUUCAAUCCUUCAUACUCAUAUUAUGCUUAUUAUUGCUAUGCUAAUCUCUAUACAUUAAAUAAACUCCGUGAAUCUAAAGGACUGCCAACAAUCAAAUUGCGUCCUCAUUGUGGAGAGGCGGGUGAUAUUGACCAUUUAGCAGCUGGGUUUCUUCUAUGCCAUAAUAUUUCACACGGGAUCAAUCUACGGAAAUCUCCCGUAUUGCAGUAUUUAUAUUAUCUUGCUCAGAUUGGAUUGGCUAUGUCUCCAUUAAGCAACAACUCCCUUUUUCUAGACUACCAUCGAAACCCAUUUCCUAUGUUUUUUCAACGAGGGUUAAAUGUGUCACUUUCCACGGAUGACCCGUUACAAAUCCAUUUAACAAAAGAGCCAUUGGUCGAAGAGUAUGGUGUUGCAGCCAAGGUUUGGAAGCUGAGUUCGUGUGACCUUUGUGAGAUUGCGAGGAACUCUGUAUACCAGUCUGGAUUCUCGCAUGCAGCAAAGGCACAUUGGUUGGGAGGGAAGUAUUUCAAGAGAGGGCCUGAAGGGAAUGAUAUACAAAAGACGAAUGUACCCAAAAUGAGGAUUAGUUUUCGACACCAGACAUGGACUGAAGAAAUGCAGUAUGUGUAUUCAGGACGUGCCAAAUUACCUCAAGAAGUUGAUUUUUAAUUGCUGCAACUGCCAAAUGGAAUUUCAAUCACAUUAUAUAAUAUAUUAUUAUAUGUUAUGUUAUA